Molecule: messenger RNA, 3256 nt
Organism: Micropterus dolomieu (smallmouth bass)
Lineage: Eukaryota; Metazoa; Chordata; Actinopteri; Centrarchiformes; Centrarchidae
Product: extracellular calcium-sensing receptor-like
Exons: 12
Coding region: 228-2684 (818 amino acids)
Biological process (GO): G protein-coupled receptor signaling pathway
Cellular component (GO): membrane
Molecular function (GO): G protein-coupled receptor activity
Source: RefSeq, a predicted model, not a curated record
GUUGAGUUUUAACCUGGAGCACAGCUCUGCUUCUCCUGCUGCUAUCGAACAGACCAUAACUCUCAGUACCAAGCAACCAGGGUCUGUUUCAGGAUGGAGAUGUGCUUAUCGGCGGGCUCUUUAUUCUUCAUUAUGAAUCUCCAGCUAUAGACAAAGACUUCACUCAGCUGCCUCACUACAAACCUUGCACUGGUUUUGAACAAGAUCCAUUGCAAUAUAUAUAUGCCAUGGUGUUUGCAGUUGAGGAAAUCAAUCAUAGUAAAACACUGCUACCAGGUGUGAAGCUGGGGUACCAUAUUUCCGAUAGCUGUGGCCCACCGCUAUGGGCUCUCCGGGCAGCACUUUCACUAGUUGGAGGAGAUAGCACCAGCUGUAAUUCAGCAGAGCCUCCAGAUUAUUCUACAGAGGGAAUCAAAGAAAGGACAGGGGAUCGUCUCGUUCCCUUGAUCAUCGGUGGUGCUUCAACCGUAGAAGGCCAGAUACUCUCCAGGAUCCUGGGUCCACUCUCUGUACCUUUAAUCAGCUACUUGGCUAGCUGCCCCUGUCUGAAUGACAGGCUUCAGUAUCCUAACUUCUUCAGAACCAUCCCCAGUGAUAUUUACCAAGCUCGGGCCAUUGCCCAGCUUGCUAUACGCUUCAAUUGGACCUGGAUCGGAGCAGUGAUAGCAAACAACGAUUAUGGCCAUGUGGCAAUAAAGGUAUUUCAGGAGGAAACUCAGGGGGCAAGGGUGUGUCUGGCAUUUGUAGAGACCCUCGACAGGGAAAACAUUGUGAGUGAUGCCAGGCGAGCAGCACUCACUAUUCAGGCCUCUGCUGCAAGGGUGAUUCUGAUGUUUACCUGGUAUACAGAUGUGAAGGAACUUUUCAUGCAACUAGCUAAGAUAAAUGUGACUGACAGACAGUUUCUGGCCAGUGAGGCUUGGAGCACCAGUGGAGAUCUUCUCCAAAAUGUUGUCACCUCUAAAGUGGCAAGUGGUGUUGUUGGUGUUGCCAUUCGAAGUUCAGCCAUGCCUGGAUUUGAAAAUUAUCUCAGAAAUUUGAAUCCAAUUCAUCAUCCGGAUGAUGAGUUCUUAAAAGAAUUCUGGCAAGCCAAAUUUGGAUGCGCUCCUGAGGCCACAAAUCUUUUUUCAUAUUCCCCUUCAUCCUUUAAAUCUGUAACUCUUACACAAAUGUAUGGCAAAGGUCAUCCAUUAAAUAUUUCUGCUUCAUCUCCUGCCAAGGGGUCCCUUCAGAAAGCUUCUCUACCACCCUGCAGUGGGACAGAGUCCCUUGAGGGAGUGGAGCAUCCCUUUACAGACACCUCUCAGCUAAGGGUGACAUAUAAUGUCUACCUUGCUGUUUAUGCUGCAGCCCACGCCCUUCACCGCCUUCUCUCCUGCCCCGAUGGAGACAGCUCUCCCAGAAACAACAGCUCCACCUGCUCUUAUUUGAAACACUUUGCACCCAUAGAGCUGUUGCAGCACUUGAACAACGUCAAUUUCACCACACCACAAGGGGAAAUGUUUUAUUUCCAAGGAGCUGAUAUUCCAGCAAAGUACGACCUUGUCAAUUGGCAGAAGACCCUGGAGGGGUCACAAAAACUUGUCUUGAUUGGUCGGGUUGAUGGGCUUGACCUCCACCUUAAUGAAUCAGCUAUUCAGUGGAGCACAGGAUCCAAUCAGGUGCCAAUUUCAGUAUGCAGUAAGAGCUGCCCCCCAGGCACCCGAGAGGCCAACAGGAAAGGAGAACCUCUCUGCUGCUUUGACUGUAUCCCAUGUGCUGCAGGGGAGAUUAGCAAUAAAACUGGUUCCCUUCACUGUGAGCGUUGUCCAUUGGAGUUCUGGUCCAAUGUUGAACGAACUGCCUGCAUCCCUCGCCAGCUGGACUUCCUUUCCUUUAAUGAAAUUCUGGGAAUUACCCUGACUACAGCAGCUGUGUUUGGCACCAUUGUGACAACAGCUGUGUUUAUGGUGUUUCUUUGCUACCGUCAAACACCUAUGGUGCGAGCCAACAAUUCAGAACUGAGCUUCCUGCUUCUUCUGUCACUGAAGCUCUGCUUCCUGUGCUCACUGGUGUUCAUUGGUCGCCCAUCAGUCUGGUCUUGUCGGUUACAGCAGGCAGCCUUUGGAAUCAGCUUUGUUCUUUGUGUUUCCUGCCUCCAAGUCAAGACCAUAGUUGUUUUGGCAGCGUUCCGCUCAGCUCGGCCUGGUGCUGAAGCCUUGAUUAGGUGGUUUGGUCCUGGCCAACAGAGAGGAAGUGUCUGCCUUCUUACUUGUAUACAGAUUAUCAUCUGUGCCAUAUGGCUGUCCCUCAGCCCCCCAGUGCCUCAACGUGAUUUGGGUUUCCAAGGGUCAAAGGUCACCCUGGAGUGUGCCAUGGCCUCUGUGGUGGGCUUCUCUCUGGUUCUGGGUUACAUUGGCCUGCUGGCCUGCACCUGCCUCCUCUUGGCCUUUCUUGCUCGGAAACUCCCUGACAACUUCAAUGAGGCCAAACUGAUCACCUUCAGCAUGCUGAUAUUCUGUGCUGUUUGGGUGGCCUUUGUCCCUGCUUACGUUAGCUCUUCUGGGAAAUACACUGUUGCUGUGGAGAUUUUUGCAAUCCUGGCCUCUAGCUACGGUUUACUGUUCUGCAUUUUUGCUCCAAAGUGUUUCAUCAUUCUUCUGAGGCCUGAGAAAAACAAUAAGAAACACAUUAUGGCCAGGUAGCAUAGCUAAAUUAACUAUUUACAUAUUUUAGUUAAUCAAAUAUGCCCAAAUUAUCACAGUAGAGCCAUUGUUUAGAUCCUCUUAGUUUUAAUUAUUUUUCAAUUUGCAUGCAUUUACUAUAUGUACUUGUGACAAGUGGUAUGUGACAAUAUAGUUUAUAACUCAUUUUGAGAUUAAAUAAUUCAUUUGAAAAGUGAUUACAGUGUAUUACAGUACUACAGUACUCCAUUUUUGGGACAUUUAUAAUAGCUAAAAUUUACAAUAGAGUUUAUAUUAACUUUGUCACUGUUUAAAACUAUACAGCAAGUAAUAGGAGGAGGAAUACAGAUAAUACUGAUAUCCUUGUAUGUGUGGGUUAAUUGUUCGCUGAUGUGUUGGUAAUGCCUCGGGGCUCCGGUAGGAGGAGUGAAGGCGAGAGCUGCGUGUGUGUUUCUUCAUCCUUUUCCCGUUACUUUUCCCCUUUUUAAGAUAAUUACCACUCACAAAUCACUGUAAACCUAAACACAUUUUGAUAAUAUAUUUUAGUUUGUUACUGUGGUUUUAUGUGAGUGAUAAAGAUGUUUUUGCACUUG